This is a messenger RNA of Protopolystoma xenopodis, 270 nucleotides long. The record is from the annotation of a GenBank genome assembly. Lineage: Eukaryota; Metazoa; Platyhelminthes; Monogenea; Polystomatidea; Polystomatidae.
AUGUGUUUAUGGUGCUCCGUCUUUGGUUUUGGCCCAUUUGAUCAGCUUCUUUUAUUUUCAGCCCUUCCUGGACGUUAUGUUUCUACAUCUCAAUCUUCUAUUCUAAGAAAGUCACCUGAGCGUGAGCCUAAUUCUGUCGAAGUAUUUGUUGAUGGAAGAUCCGUACUUUGUGAGUCUGGCAUGACUGUGUUGCAGGCUUGCGCUUUGGCUGGUGUUGAAAUACCUAGGUAUGCUAUCCUUUGCGAAUCUAGUACUUUUAAAAUGACGUAA